This is a messenger RNA of Closterium sp. Naga37s-1, 9693 nucleotides long. NCBI's taxonomy places the organism in Eukaryota, Viridiplantae, Streptophyta, Zygnematophyceae, Desmidiales, Closteriaceae. The record is from the annotation of a GenBank genome assembly.
AUGCCCUCCGCAAAGCUCGCGGACUUCGGUCUGUCGCUCGCGCUGCGACCGUGGCAGCGCGUGGUGGGGUACGCGGGAAGCUUCCCGUACGAGGCGCCCGAGGUGCUGGCUAAUAAAGCGUACGACCAAUCAGCGGACAUCUUCAGCCUCGGCGUGACACUCUACGCGAUGCUGUCGGGCACGUGGCCCGCCUUCCACCGCUCGCGAUGCCUCGACGACGCGGUCGACUGGGAGUUACCAUGCUGGCGAAAGGUUUCGGAGGUGGCGAAGGAUUUGAUUCGGUGGAUGGUGUCGCCGCUCCCGCACAUGCGCCCGUCCGUGGACGAGGUGCUUGCGCACCCCUGGUUCGCGCUCCCCGUCGGCUUCCCCGCGCAACCCGCGAGCCCCCGCAGCGUCGUCCGCACCUUCCGCACCUGGCGGCGCGAGCGGUCGCUGAAGCAGGAAGAGGAGAGGCAGGCGGCUCAAAAGGAGGCUUCGCAGAAGGUUCGUCCGGUCGAAGAAGUUGCGCGCAGCGCGCAUGACGCUGGCGCUUGUCGCGGCGACCAUCGCGGCGAUGCUUCCAAGGCCGGACGCGUGGACAUUAUUGGUUAUCAGCGGCCCGUGCUUUGGGCAGGCGGACAGGCAGUUGGGCAGGUGAACGGGCAGCUAGGGCAGGCGCAUGGGCAGUUUGCCGACAGCAGCAGAGAUCUGAUCCUCUCCCUUCGCAGCAGCGGCAGGUGGCGCAUGAGGACCCUCCAACGCACCAGUGAUACCACUGAUGCCAGUGAUACCACUGAUGCCAGUGAUACCACUGAUGCCAGUGAUACCACUGAUGCCAGUGAUACCACUGAUGCCAGUGAUACCACUGAUGCCAGUGAUACCACUGAUGCCAGUGAUACCACUGAUGCCAGUGAUACCACUGAUGCCAGUGAUACCACUGAUGCCAGUGAUACCACUGAUGCCAGUGAUACCACUGAUGCCAGUGAUACCACUGAUGCCAGUGAUACCACUGAUGCCAGUGAUACCACUGAUGCCAGUGAUACCACUGAUGCCAGUGAUACCACUGAUGCCAGUGAUACCACUGAUGCCAGUGAUACCACUGAUGCCAGUGAUACCACUGAUGCCAGUGAUACCACUGAUGCCAGUGAUACCACUGAUGCCAGUGAUACCACUGAUGCCAGUGAUACCACUGAUGCCAGUGAUACCACUGAUGCCAGUGAUACCACUGAUGCCAGUGAUACCACUGAUGCCAGUGAUACCACUGAUGCCAGUGAUACCACUGAUGCCAGUGAUACCACUGAUGCCAGUGAUACCACUGAUGCCAGUGAUACCACUGAUGCCAGUGAUACCACUGAUGCCAGUGAUACCACUGAUGCCAGUGAUACCACUGAUGCCAGUGAUACCACUGAUGCCAGUGAUACCACUGAUGCCAGUGAUACCACUGAUGCCAGUGAUACCACUGAUGCCAGUGAUACCACUGAUGCCAGUGAUACCACUGAUGCCAGUGAUACCACUGAUGCCAGUGAUACCACUGAUGCCAGUGAUACCACUGAUGCCAGUGAUACCACUGAUGCCAGUGAUACCACUGAUGCCAGUGAUACCACUGAUGCCAGUGAUACCACUGAUGCCAGUGAUACCACUGAUGCCAGUGAUACCACUGAUGCCAGUGAUACCACUGAUGCCAGUGAUACCACUGAUGCCAGUGAUACCACUGAUGCCAGUGAUACCACUGAUGCCAGUGAUACCACUGAUGCCAGUGAUACCACUGAUGCCAGUGAUACCACUGAUGCCAGUGAUACCACUGAUGCCAGUGAUACCACUGAUGCCAGUGAUACCACUGAUGCCAGUGAUACCACUGAUGCCAGUGAUACCACUGAUGCCAGUGAUACCACUGAUGCCAGUGAUACCACUGAUGCCAGUGAUACCACUGAUGCCAGUGAUACCACUGAUGCCAGUGAUACCACUGAUGCCAGUGAUACCACUGAUGCCAGUGAUACCACUGAUGCCAGUGAUACCACUGAUGCCAGUGAUACCACUGAUGCCAGUGAUACCACUGAUGCCAGUGAUACCACUGAUGCCAGUGAUACCACUGAUGCCAGUGAUACCACUGAUGCCAGUGAUACCACUGAUGCCAGUGAUACCACUGAUGCCAGUGAUACCACUGAUGCCAGUGAUACCACUGAUGCCAGUGAUACCACUGAUGCCAGUGAUACCACUGAUGCCAGUGAUACCACUGAUGCCAGUGAUACCACUGAUGCCAGUGAUACCACUGAUGCCAGUGAUACCACUGAUGCCAGUGAUACCACUGAUGCCAGUGAUACCACUGAUGCCAGUGAUACCACUGAUGCCAGUGAUACCACUGAUGCCAGUGAUACCACUGAUGCCAGUGAUACCACUGAUGCCAGUGAUACCACUGAUGCCAGUGAUACCACUGAUGCCAGUGAUACCACUGAUGCCAGUGAUACCACUGAUGCCAGUGAUACCACUGAUGCCAGUGAUACCACUGAUGCCAGUGAUACCACUGAUGCCAGUGAUACCACUGAUGCCAGUGAUACCACUGAUGCCAGUGAUACCACUGAUGCCAGUGAUACCACUGAUGCCAGUGAUACCACUGAUGCCAGUGAUACCACUGAUGCCAGUGAUACCACUGAUGCCAGUGAUACCACUGAUGCCAGUGAUACCACUGAUGCCAGUGAUACCACUGAUGCCAGUGAUACCACUGAUGCCAGUGAUACCACUGAUGCCAGUGAUACCACUGAUGCCAGUGAUACCACUGAUGCCAGUGAUACCACUGAUGCCAGUGAUACCACUGAUGCCAGUGAUACCACUGAUGCCAGUGAUACCACUGAUGCCAGUGAUACCACUGAUGCCAGUGAUACCACUGAUGCCAGUGAUACCACUGAUGCCAGUGAUACCACUGAUGCCAGUGAUACCACUGAUGCCAGUGAUACCACUGAUGCCAGUGAUACCACUGAUGCCAGUGAUACCACUGAUGCCAGUGAUACCACUGAUGCCAGUGAUACCACUGAUGCCAGUGAUACCACUGAUGCCAGUGAUACCACUGAUGCCAGUGAUACCACUGAUGCCAGUGAUACCACUGAUGCCAGUGAUACCACUGAUGCCAGUGAUACCACUGAUGCCAGUGAUACCACUGAUGCCAGUGAUACCACUGAUGCCAGUGAUACCACUGAUGCCAGUGAUACCACUGAUGCCAGUGAUACCACUGAUGCCAGUGAUACCACUGAUGCCAGUGAUACCACUGAUGCCAGUGAUACCACUGAUGCCAGUGAUACCACUGAUGCCAGUGAUACCACUGAUGCCAGUGAUACCACUGAUGCCAGUGAUACCACUGAUGCCAGUGAUACCACUGAUGCCAGUGAUACCACUGAUGCCAGUGAUACCACUGAUGCCAGUGAUACCACUGAUGCCAGUGAUACCACUGAUGCCAGUGAUACCACUGAUGCCAGUGAUACCACUGAUGCCAGUGAUACCACUGAUGCCAGUGAUACCACUGAUGCCAGUGAUACCACUGAUGCCAGUGAUACCACUGAUGCCAGUGAUACCACUGAUGCCAGUGAUACCACUGAUGCCAGUGAUACCACUGAUGCCAGUGAUACCACUGAUGCCAGUGAUACCACUGAUGCCAGUGAUACCACUGAUGCCAGUGAUACCACUGAUGCCAGUGAUACCACUGAUGCCAGUGAUACCACUGAUGCCAGUGAUACCACUGAUGCCAGUGAUACCACUGAUGCCAGUGAUACCACUGAUGCCAGUGAUACCACUGAUGCCAGUGAUACCACUGAUGCCAGUGAUACCACUGAUGCCAGUGAUACCACUGAUGCCAGUGAUACCACUGAUGCCAGUGAUACCACUGAUGCCAGUGAUACCACUGAUGCCAGUGAUACCACUGAUGCCAGUGAUACCACUGAUGCCAGUGAUACCACUGAUGCCAGUGAUACCACUGAUGCCAGUGAUACCACUGAUGCCAGUGAUACCACUGAUGCCAGUGAUACCACUGAUGCCAGUGAUACCACUGAUGCCAGUGAUACCACUGAUGCCAGUGAUACCACUGAUGCCAGUGAUACCACUGAUGCCAGUGAUACCACUGAUGCCAGUGAUACCACUGAUGCCAGUGAUACCACUGAUGCCAGUGAUACCACUGAUGCCAGUGAUACCACUGAUGCCAGUGAUACCACUGAUGCCAGUGAUACCACUGAUGCCAGUGAUACCACUGAUGCCAGUGAUACCACUGAUGCCAGUGAUACCACUGAUGCCAGUGAUACCACUGAUGCCAGUGAUACCACUGAUGCCAGUGAUACCACUGAUGCCAGUGAUACCACUGAUGCCAGUGAUACCACUGAUGCCAGUGAUACCACUGAUGCCAGUGAUACCACUGAUGCCAGUGAUACCACUGAUGCCAGUGAUACCACUGAUGCCAGUGAUACCACUGAUGCCAGUGAUACCACUGAUGCCAGUGAUACCACUGAUGCCAGUGAUACCACUGAUGCCAGUGAUACCACUGAUGCCAGUGAUACCACUGAUGCCAGUGAUACCACUGAUGCCAGUGAUACCACUGAUGCCAGUGAUACCACUGAUGCCAGUGAUACCACUGAUGCCAGUGAUACCACUGAUGCCAGUGAUACCACUGAUGCCAGUGAUACCACUGAUGCCAGUGAUACCACUGAUGCCAGUGAUACCACUGAUGCCAGUGAUACCACUGAUGCCAGUGAUACCACUGAUGCCAGUGAUACCACUGAUGCCAGUGAUACCACUGAUGCCAGUGAUACCACUGAUGCCAGUGAUACCACUGAUGCCAGUGAUACCACUGAUGCCAGUGAUACCACUGAUGCCAGUGAUACCACUGAUGCCAGUGAUACCACUGAUGCCAGUGAUACCACUGAUGCCAGUGAUACCACUGAUGCCAGUGAUACCACUGAUGCCAGUGAUACCACUGAUGCCAGUGAUACCACUGAUGCCAGUGAUACCACUGAUGCCAGUGAUACCACUGAUGCCAGUGAUACCACUGAUGCCAGUGAUACCACUGAUGCCAGUGAUACCACUGAUGCCAGUGAUACCACUGAUGCCAGUGAUACCACUGAUGCCAGUGAUACCACUGAUGCCAGUGAUACCACUGAUGCCAGUGAUACCACUGAUGCCAGUGAUACCACUGAUGCCAGUGAUACCACUGAUGCCAGUGAUACCACUGAUGCCAGUGAUACCACUGAUGCCAGUGAUACCACUGAUGCCAGUGAUACCACUGAUGCCAGUGAUACCACUGAUGCCAGUGAUACCACUGAUGCCAGUGAUACCACUGAUGCCAGUGAUACCACUGAUGCCAGUGAUACCACUGAUGCCAGUGAUACCACUGAUGCCAGUGAUACCACUGAUGCCAGUGAUACCACUGAUGCCAGUGAUACCACUGAUGCCAGUGAUACCACUGAUGCCAGUGAUACCACUGAUGCCAGUGAUACCACUGAUGCCAGUGAUACCACUGAUGCCAGUGAUACCACUGAUGCCAGUGAUACCACUGAUGCCAGUGAUACCACUGAUGCCAGUGAUACCACUGAUGCCAGUGAUACCACUGAUGCCAGUGAUACCACUGAUGCCAGUGAUACCACUGAUGCCAGUGAUACCACUGAUGCCAGUGAUACCACUGAUGCCAGUGAUACCACUGAUGCCAGUGAUACCACUGAUGCCAGUGAUACCACUGAUGCCAGUGAUACCACUGAUGCCAGUGAUACCACUGAUGCCAGUGAUACCACUGAUGCCAGUGAUACCACUGAUGCCAGUGAUACCACUGAUGCCAGUGAUACCACUGAUGCCAGUGAUACCACUGAUGCCAGUGAUACCACUGAUGCCAGUGAUACCACUGAUGCCAGUGAUACCACUGAUGCCAGUGAUACCACUGAUGCCAGUGAUACCACUGAUGCCAGUGAUACCACUGAUGCCAGUGAUACCACUGAUGCCAGUGAUACCACUGAUGCCAGUGAUACCACUGAUGCCAGUGAUACCACUGAUGCCAGUGAUACCACUGAUGCCAGUGAUACCACUGAUGCCAGUGAUACCACUGAUGCCAGUGAUACCACUGAUGCCAGUGAUACCACUGAUGCCAGUGAUACCACUGAUGCCAGUGAUACCACUGAUGCCAGUGAUACCACUGAUGCCAGUGAUACCACUGAUGCCAGUGAUACCACUGAUGCCAGUGAUACCACUGAUGCCAGUGAUACCACUGAUGCCAGUGAUACCACUGAUGCCAGUGAUACCACUGAUGCCAGUGAUACCACUGAUGCCAGUGAUACCACUGAUGCCAGUGAUACCACUGAUGCCAGUGAUACCACUGAUGCCAGUGAUACCACUGAUGCCAGUGAUACCACUGAUGCCAGUGAUACCACUGAUGCCAGUGAUACCACUGAUGCCAGUGAUACCACUGAUGCCAGUGAUACCACUGAUGCCAGUGAUACCACUGAUGCCAGUGAUACCACUGAUGCCAGUGAUACCACUGAUGCCAGUGAUACCACUGAUGCCAGUGAUACCACUGAUGCCAGUGAUACCACUGAUGCCAGUGAUACCACUGAUGCCAGUGAUACCACUGAUGCCAGUGAUACCACUGAUGCCAGUGAUACCACUGAUGCCAGUGAUACCACUGAUGCCAGUGAUACCACUGAUGCCAGUGAUACCACUGAUGCCAGUGAUACCACUGAUGCCAGUGAUACCACUGAUGCCAGUGAUACCACUGAUGCCAGUGAUACCACUGAUGCCAGUGAUACCACUGAUGCCAGUGAUACCACUGAUGCCAGUGAUACCACUGAUGCCAGUGAUACCACUGAUGCCAGUGAUACCACUGAUGCCAGUGAUACCACUGAUGCCAGUGAUACCACUGAUGCCAGUGAUACCACUGAUGCCAGUGAUACCACUGAUGCCAGUGAUACCACUGAUGCCAGUGAUACCACUGAUGCCAGUGAUACCACUGAUGCCAGUGAUACCACUGAUGCCAUGAUACCAACUGAUGCCAGUGAUACCACUGAUGCCAGUGAUACCACUGAUGCCAGUGAUACCACUGAUGCCAGUGAUACCACUGAUGCCAGUGAUACCACUGAUGCCAGUGAUACCACUGAUGCCAGUGAUACCACUGAUGCCAGUGAUACCACUGAUGCCAGUGAUACCACUGAUGCCAGUGAUACCACUGAUGCCAGUGAUACCACUGAUGCCAGUGAUACCACUGAUGCCAGUGAUACCACUGAUGCCAGUGAUACCACUGAUGCCAGUGAUACCACUGAUGCCAGUGAUACCACUGAUGCCAGUGAUACCACUGAUGCCAGUGAUACCACUGAUGCCAGUGAUACCACUGAUGCCAGUGAUACCACUGAUGCCAGUGAUACCACUGAUGCCAGUGAUACCACUGAUGCCAGUGAUACCACUGAUGCCAGUGAUACCACUGAUGCCAGUGAUACCACUGAUGCCAGUGAUACCACUGAUGCCAGUGAUACCACUGAUGCCAGUGAUACCACUGAUGCCAGUGAUACCACUGAUGCCAGUGAUACCACUGAUGCCAGUGAUACCACUGAUGCCAGUGAUACCACUGAUGCCAGUGAUACCACUGAUGCCAGUGAUACCACUGAUGCCAGUGAUACCACUGAUGCCAGUGAUACCACUGAUGCCAGUGAUACCACUGAUGCCAGUGAUACCACUGAUGCCAGUGAUACCACUGAUGCCAGUGAUACCACUGAUGCCAGUGAUACCACUGAUGCCAGUGAUACCACUGAUGCCAGUGAUACCACUGAUGCCAGUGAUACCACUGAUGCCAGUGAUACCACUGAUGCCAGUGAUACCACUGAUGCCAGUGAUACCACUGAUGCCAGUGAUACCACUGAUGCCAGUGAUACCACUGAUGCCAGUGAUACCACUGAUGCCAGUGAUACCACUGAUGCCAGUGAUACCACUGAUGCCAGUGAUACCACUGAUGCCAGUGAUACCACUGAUGCCAGUGAUACCACUGAUGCCAGUGAUACCACUGAUGCCAGUGAUACCACUGAUGCCAGUGAUACCACUGAUGCCAGUGAUACCACUGAUGCCAGUGAUACCACUGAUGCCAGUGAUACCACUGAUGCCAGUGAUACCACUGAUGCCAGUGAUACCACUGAUGCCAGUGAUACCACUGAUGCCAGUGAUACCACUGAUGCCAGUGAUACCACUGAUGCCAGUGAUACCACUGAUGCCAGUGAUACCACUGAUGCCAGUGAUACCACUGAUGCCAGUGAUACCACUGAUGCCAGUGAUACCACUGAUGCCAGUGAUACCACUGAUGCCAGUGAUACCACUGAUGCCAGUGAUACCACUGAUGCCAGUGAUACCACUGAUGCCAGUGAUACCACUGAUGCCAGUGAUACCACUGAUGCCAGUGAUACCACUGAUGCCAGUGAUACCACUGAUGCCAGUGAUACCACUGAUGCCAGUGAUACCACUGAUGCCAGUGAUACCACUGAUGCCAGUGAUACCACUGAUGCCAGUGAUACCACUGAUGCCAGUGAUACCACUGAUGCCAGUGAUACCACUGAUGCCAGUGAUACCACUGAUGCCAGUGAUACCACUGAUGCCAGUGAUACCACUGAUGCCAGUGAUACCACUGAUGCCAGUGAUACCACUGAUGCCAGUGAUACCACUGAUGCCAGUGAUACCACUGAUGCCAGUGAUACCACUGAUGCCAGUGAUACCACUGAUGCCAGUGAUACCACUGAUGCCAGUGAUACCACUGAUGCCAGUGAUACCACUGAUGCCAGUGAUACCACUGAUGCCAGUGAUACCACUGAUGCCAGUGAUACCACUGAUGCCAGUGAUACCACUGAUGCCAGUGAUACCACUGAUGCCAGUGAUACCACUGAUGCCAGUGAUACCACUGAUGCCAGUGAUACCACUGAUGCCAGUGAUACCACUGAUGCCAGUGAUACCACUGAUGCCAGUGAUACCACUGAUGCCAGUGAUACCACUGAUGCCAGUGAUACCACUGAUGCCAGUGAUACCACUGAUGCCAGUGAUACCACUGAUGCCAGUGAUACCACUGAUGCCAGUGAUACCACUGAUGCCAGUGAUACCACUGAUGCCAGUGAUACCACUGAUGCCAGUGAUACCACUGAUGCCAGUGAUACCACUGAUGCCAGUGAUACCACUGAUGCCAGUGAUACCACUGAUGCCAGUGAUACCACUGAUGCCAGUGAUACCACUGAUGCCAGUGAUACCACUGAUGCCAGUGAUACCACUGAUGCCAGUGAUACCACUGAUGCCAGUGAUACCACUGAUGCCAGUGAUACCACUGAUGCCAGUGAUACCACUGAUGCCAGUGAUACCACUGAUGCCAGUGAUACCACUGAUGCCAGUGAUACCACUGAUGCCAGUGAUACCACUGAUGCCAGUGAUACCACUGAUGCCAGUGAUACCACUGAUGCCAGUGAUACCACUGAUGCCAGUGAUACCACUGAUGCCAGUGAUACCACUGAUGCCAGUGAUACCACUGAUGCCAGUGAUACCACUGAUGCCAGUGAUACCACUGAUGCCAGUGAUACCACUGAUGCCAGUGAUACCACUGAUGCCAGUGAUACCACUGAUGCCAGUGAUACCACUGAUGCCAGUGAUACCACUGAUGCCAGUGAUACCACUGAUGCCAGUGAUACCACUGAUGCCAGUGAUACCACUGAUGCCAGUGAUACCACUGAUGCCUAA